Molecule: messenger RNA, 474 nt
Organism: Fusarium oxysporum Fo47
Lineage: Eukaryota; Fungi; Ascomycota; Sordariomycetes; Hypocreales; Nectriaceae
Exons: 1
Coding region: 1-474 (157 amino acids)
Source: RefSeq, a predicted model, not a curated record
AUGUUCAACUCUUGGUUCAACGCCAAGCAAAAGUAUAUUCGAUCAAUGAGCUUGCAUCUCGAAUGCCCGGCUGUCUACGAUGCUCACGAGGGUCUCUGCCACUUGUCUACCGCAUUGCCUAAAUCCUUGCUACUGCAACGUCUGGAAGUGCGAAUGCUCCUCACUGGUCUUGGAACUCAUCACGGAGGCUUGGAAAGGGACAAAGAAUUGAUGUUGAGAUGUCUUAGAAUGUUCCUGCGGGGUGGCCUGAGCAAAGGCAAGGUUGAGCUGCUUGUGUUGCAUCUGCCGGAAGCUAUGAAAGCGAUCGUGGAAGGCGAUAAACAAGGCGAUGCUACGAUUUGGGAAAAUGUCGAUUGCCAGUUUGAACCUGACGAUGGGUUUGUUAAUGAUGACAAUCGCCCAGAAGAAGAAGCUCCGGAGUCCGACGACGAGAACCAUGGCCUUUAUAUCUUUCCCACACAAGGGGACUUCUAA